CAACGUAAAAUCACAAUGGCCACAUUAUUCGCAAAGGCGUCUUUUGACGUCGCUGCGUAUGUUGCUGCCAGACCUACAUACCCUCAAAAACUAUACGACUUGAUAUACUCUUACCACUCAUCGAAUGGAGGUAAAUUCGAUCAUGCUCUCGAUCUCGGUUGUGGUCCUGGUUUCAUAGCUCUCAAUCUAGCUCAACGAUUCCCUAAAGUUACCGCUCUCGACACAUCUGUCAAAAUGCUUUCAUCAGCAUUACAACCUCCCCCAUCCUUCACUCAAAUCAAUUACCAAGUCUCUUCAGCUGAAUCAAUAUCCACCGCACCAGGUUUAGAAAAAGGUGUAGAUUUGGUGAUAGCUGGUCAAGCGGCACAUUGGUUUGAUCAUUCAAAAGUUUGGAAAGAAUUAUCAAGAGUUGUUAAACCUAAAGGGACAGUAGCUUACAUCGUGAGUAGUCCAUAUUGGUCUCAACCAGGUAGAUCAAUAGUUGAAGGAUUAUUAGAUUCUAUCCCUUUCCCAAUUUACCCUUCUUCCACUUCUUUAUCAAUAGACCUUAAUUCUCUUCCUUCACUUAACGGUGGACAUCCGAUUAAUUCUACCAUACAAGAACCUCUUCCACCCUCUGAGGAAAUCAGAGAUAGUGAUCGUGAUUGGGAUAGUGAUUGGGAUUCCUCAACUGCUUUGAGACUCAAAUCAAGUUCUAAAGGUCCAUGGGCUUUACAGAAAUCUUUUACUUGGGAAAAUUUGGAAGAAUAUCUUCGUAGUUGGUCUUCAUACGCUUCGUACCUUGAUGCACAUCCGGAAGAACGUCAAUUUCGAGGAAAAGGUGCACAAGGGGAUUUAGUGGAUAGACUUCUGGUAAAUCUCAAAACUUCUGUAGGGCAGCAGGGAGAAGCAAAAAACGGUGUAGAAGUAGCUUGGCCUGUGGUUUUAAUGUUGAUUAAAAAGAAAUGA
Tremella mesenterica DSM 1558 is the source of this 948-nucleotide messenger RNA. RefSeq lists its product as uncharacterized. Gene Ontology annotation, molecular function: S-adenosylmethionine-dependent methyltransferase activity. The record is from RefSeq and is a predicted model, not a curated record. NCBI's taxonomy places the organism in Eukaryota, Fungi, Basidiomycota, Tremellomycetes, Tremellales, Tremellaceae. The transcript has 4 exons. The annotation marks the transcript as partial.